Molecule: messenger RNA, 405 nt
Organism: Lachancea thermotolerans CBS 6340
Lineage: Eukaryota; Fungi; Ascomycota; Saccharomycetes; Saccharomycetales; Saccharomycetaceae
Gene: IST3
Product: U2 snRNP complex subunit IST3
Exons: 1
Coding region: 1-405 (134 amino acids)
Biological process (GO): mRNA splicing, via spliceosome
Cellular component (GO): U2 snRNP; precatalytic spliceosome; catalytic step 2 spliceosome
Molecular function (GO): RNA binding
Source: RefSeq, a predicted model, not a curated record
AUGAACCAAGUCAGGUCAAUUCAGAAUCUGAGUCUUCGAGAGCUUGAAAAUGGUGUCCUCUCACCAAAAGCAUCUUGGCACCAUGAAUACAGGGAUCAGGCUUAUGUAUAUAUCGGGGGGCUGAAUAAAGAGCUCACUGAGGGGGACGUCUUGACGGUAUUUUCUCAAUAUGGCGUUCCAGUGGAUAUAAACCUGGUCAGAGAUCGAGAAACAGGGGAAUCGAAAGGCUUUUGUUACCUCAAGUUCGAGGAUCAGCGAUCUUCAAUUCUUGCUGUGGACAAUCUCAAUGGGGCUGUCGUAGCAGGCCGUGCUAUCAAAGUAGACCAUACAGUAUAUAAACCGAGAGGCGAAAAUUGGGAAUAUAGGCAGGCGGUAAGGGACGAGCUCGAAAGAGAUUUUGAGUAG